Molecule: messenger RNA, 1137 nt
Organism: Phyllostomus discolor (pale spear-nosed bat)
Lineage: Eukaryota; Metazoa; Chordata; Mammalia; Chiroptera; Phyllostomidae
Product: dipeptidyl aminopeptidase-like protein 6
Exons: 4
Coding region: 529-1137 (202 amino acids)
Molecular function (GO): dipeptidyl-peptidase activity
Source: RefSeq, a predicted model, not a curated record
CCGAGCGCCCGCCCGUCCUCACCGCCAGAGCCCGCCACCCAGGCGCCAUUACCAGGCGGGUGGCCGGCCCUGUGGGGAGGAGGAGCCGCGCGGGGGGCCGGGCCGGCGGGAGCGCGGAGAUGCGCCCUGGAGGUUCGCUGCUCUCUCGGCGGUGCCGAUGCUGGGCCUAGGCUUUUCCCUCCCUUGAUCUUGUCUGGCGUUUUUCUUCCGUUAGUGGCUUUGAUUAGGCCCUUCGUGGCCGUGGCGAGGAGUUGAAAAAACAGAGAGAGAAAGAGAACACGCCCCCAGACCCGGGCCUCCCCGAGCGCCAGGGAGGGGGCGGAGGAGGCUGAGCCCGGCUGUCGCUCGCUCGGCUGGGACUUGAGACUGGCGCGCGGAGGAGCAGCGGCCCGCAGCCGCUCGCCUUCCUCCUCGCUCGCCUGCUCCGCUUUCCCCCCGGAGGGGGUGGGGAGCGGGAACCGAGCGGGAGAACGCCGCACGGCGGCGAACCGCCCAGCAGACAGCCGGCGAGAGCGCGCGCGGGGACCCAUGGCUUCGCUGUACCAGAGGUUCACGGGCAAGAUCAACACCUCACGGUCCUUCCCGGCGCCCCCGGAGGCGAGCCGCCUCCUGGGCGGCCAGGGGCCCGAGGACGACGGCGCGGGGCCCAAGCCCCUGGGAUCCCAGGCGCCCACGGUGGUGUCCCGGGAGCGCGGCGGCGGCGGCGGCGCGGGCGCGGGCGGCCGACCCCGGUUCCAGUACCAGGCACGGAGCGACUGUGACGACGAAGACGAGCUGGUGGGGAGCAACCCUCCCCAGAGGAACUGGAAAGGGAUCGCCAUCGCGCUGCUGGUCAUCCUGGUCAUCUGCUCCCUCAUCGUCACCUCGGUCAUCCUGCUGACGCCAGCGGAAGACAACAGUCUGUCUCAGAAGAAGAAGGUCACGGUGGAGGAUCUCUUCAGUGACGAGUUCAAAGUUCAUGACCCCGAGGCGAAGUGGAUCAGUGAUAAAGAGUUCAUCUACCGGGAACAGAAGGGAAGCGUGAUCCUGCGGGAUGUUGAGGCCAACACGUCUACCGUGCUGAUAGAAGGCAAGAAAAUUGUAAGUACCCUCGGUGAGGGCCGGGAUAAGUGCCGUGGUGUCUCCUGCAGGAAAUGA